This is a messenger RNA of Lineus longissimus, 10211 nucleotides long. Its product is annotated as androglobin-like. The coding region runs from base 948 to 6470 and encodes 1840 amino acids. Gene Ontology annotation, biological process: proteolysis. NCBI's taxonomy places the organism in Eukaryota, Metazoa, Nemertea, Pilidiophora, Heteronemertea, Lineidae. Gene Ontology annotation, molecular function: oxygen binding; heme binding; protein binding. The transcript is spliced from 42 exons. The record is from RefSeq and is a predicted model, not a curated record.
GCUGUCGUGUCCGUGAAUUUCUGGAAACUCAUCGACACUGUUGGAUAAUAUAGUCGGAAUUGUACUGCCAGGUCAUUGGAAUUGUACUAUACCAGUCCGUCUUACACGUUUCAAGAAGUCAAGUCUGGUAUUUCGCAGUGCUUCCUUCACGUUGUUACGGGUUACCCUGGGUUUGAGUAAACCCAAAUCUGAUUUUGAUACCGAUUUUCUCAUCAAUAACCCUCUCGAUUGGCGAUUAUUAUUAUUUUGAUUUCUAUAUUUCUAUGAAAGGAUUCUAUAAUUCAAUGAUAGGAUUACCUCGUGAUAUAUGAUUGGAUUAUAAUAAUAUUGAAAUAUACAAAGACGCUAUACUAUACGCCUUCUUCAACAUUUAUCGUCCAUACUAAUUGAUAAAAGACAGAUAACCAUCUUACUGCAGAACAAUCUGCUGAACUAUGAUUAAUCGUUUGCAGCUAAAUUAGUUAAUGUAUCACUUAUUGGACAUCAUGUAACAACGAGUUUUCUUCAUUGCCACUCUGGUUUCCCACAACAGCCAUAUCUGAUAUACAUGUAUACAACCCACUGUGAUACAAUCGUCAGCUCUCGGAUGGUAAAAAAGACUGGAGCAGAUUCUGUCAGGAUUGCAGACGGAUAUUGCUUUUAUAUUUUAUGGCUUCAGGAUUGCGAAAAUUGCUCUAGGAUUGAGACAAUACUUUAAGAUUGCGAAAAUUUAGAAUUGCAAAGAAUGCUUUAGGAUUCUUCUCCAGAGCAUUUUCAGCACGCGGUGGUUUGGGUGUAGGCCCCAUACACGUCGAUCUCACUAAAUCUGUUCAAAGCAAUCAGCUACAUGUAUACAUCGUACAAAUCCGCACGAAAUGGGCAACUAAAUUAACAAUUAUUUUAAGAGCAAUUUAUCAACACGUUUGUGGAUUAUUAUAUAAUUCAAAUUGAAACCGGAGAUUUUUAUCAUGUCUGGAAGCCAUGGCGCUAAAUUGGCGCGGAGGGGCAGCAAAGCCAGGUUAUCGGUAGGAGACAGAGCCGCGUCAAUCGCCGCGAGUGUUGGCGGAUCACAAGAUGGCGCCAAGAGGCAGAAGUUCGUCAUUUGGCCGGAAUGGAGCGAUGCAGACGUCAAUGCAGAAAGAUGGGAUGUUGCACACAAAGGCAAGGAAAAGGAUAAAGGGAAAUCACCAGUGGUCCCGGGCCAGGUGCAGCAUUUCUUUGAGGACCCAGACGGGAAGGUGAUUGUACCGAAUAGUUUGAAAGUGACACACUGGAAGAGGCCACAGGACUUUAUUUUGGAAAAGGUUCCAACAGUUGUAGACCCAGAUGGCAUGAACGGGUUUGAUUUACUCUCUGCCAAUGAACACAUCCAUGACAGCGAGCUAAUACGAUGGGUGAUCAGUCAAAUCGACGCGCUUUGGAAAUUAUGUAAGGUGAAGGUCGCCAACCCUGACCCCGCCGACCCUACGAUACAACCCGAUGGGACACAAUACACGUGGAAACCGUGGGAACAUAUCUACGCUAUCACGAAGGUCGGCAAGGGUCCAACGGUACCUCAGUAUAACCCGCAUGGAAAAUAUGUGGUCAGGCUUUACUGGAUGGGUUGCUGGCGUAAGAUUAUCGUCGAUGACAUGAUUCCAUUUGACGAUAAUGACCAGAUGUUAUUACCUGCCACAAGUCUGCAACAUGAACUCUGGCCCAUGUUACUUACCAAGGCGCUCAUCAAGAUUGCAUCACUCGAUUAUAACGGUGGAAGUAGUUCGUGUGAAUUUGGAGACUUCAGUGUGAUACACUGUCUCACUGGUUGGCUGCCCGAGAUUAUACCAUUACAAACACUUUAUUUUGCGGACAAGGAAAGGCAAGCCACUGAGAAGAAAAAUGCCAAUUCAGAUGCAUCUGAAAAACAGCUUAGGUAUGGUCACAUGGAAGAGGUGUGGAAUUGGCUGAAGGGAGCGCUACCUGAAUGGAAGUUGCCUGAACCUGAGCCAGAGAAACCAGUAGAAGGGGACCCCGAGAAGGAAGGGACAGCCCUGGACGUAAAAGAUGAGAAGAGUGAUAAGGACCCGAAGGAGACGGCCAGAGGAGAGAAGCCUGCCAAGGAUGGUGGGGGGAAGAAGGAGGAUGGCAAGGGGAAGGACAAAGACAAGGGAAAAGAUAAGGGCAAGGACAAGGAUAAGGAUAAAAAUAAAGAGAAGACGUCCAUGGAUGAUGGUGUCCUUCCUGAGAAUCCCGAGAUUGUCGUGUUUGCGAGUUAUACCAGCCUUCCGAAGUAUCCAGUCAGGGUCUCAGUGCUAGCUGAAAUGGCUGACGCCAGUGAGCGACUCCGCCAGACUGGGUUGUCCCACAUGUACCCUCAUCCAGUCCUGAUCACUCAAACCCGGGCUUGUCCUCUGGAGCCCCCACCGCCACCCGAGGUCGUCCCGUCGUGGAAACUCAUCCGGCCCAAGAAGAAGAAGGUCAUGCCUACAGAUGAGCCAAAAGAACCAGAAGUUGAGAAGCCCAUCCAGUGUGUCGAGGUGACAUCGCCGUUCGUCAACUAUAAAGUCAGCCCCGUGCCUAUUCCCACAGAUGUACACCGUCCCAAGUCUUCCCUGGAGCGAGGGGGCUCGCGACCUGGCACAGCCAAUCAAGAACCUAUUGAAGAGACAGACGAGAAUGCUCCCGAGCCGGAGCUUGAACCGCUCAAGCCAGAGUCGCCCCCUGUUGAGGAAAAGAAACGGAGAAAGUCCAGGCAUCAGUUUAGCCCCGCUGAGAAUUCUGAAAACCCUACCCCCAGCCCUAAGCCUACCACCCCAGUCAGGGAUAAAACUGGCAAAGAAAGGAAAAAGUCAGCGGGGUCUGCCCUCGCACGGAAGGAGUCAAGUCUCAAGGACCAACCCCUUGACUCUACUGCUUCCCCGAAAAUGGCCAAGAAAAAUUCCACCAUCAAGCGAGAAGCUAGCGCUAAAUCGAUAGAGCGACCUGGAUCAGUAAAGUCGGCCAAACUUGAUGCUAAACUGACUGCCAGUGUUGUAGCUGUGCAUGACGCCAAGGCUUCCAUUGCAGAUAAACUGCUUGCGUCGAUCGGGUCGUUGACUCCAGCGGAUGCCCCGUUGGAGGGGAGUCUUGGGUCGGAGCUUGGCGAGUUGGACGCGGAGAAACCCAUGGACGGGGAGGAACCGGUUGAAGACGACGCAGAGGAGAAACCUAAAGACGUCUGGAUGGAUUUUGAAGCGUUCUGUAAAUGUUUCAAGACGUUGUACGUGUAUCACAAGACGAACACCUAUCCCUGCAACCAGAAACACUCCGAUCUCAAGAAAAUGGAACGAGUUAACUAUUAUUCCUUGUCCCAGGGCGUCUCGUCCGGUGCAGGUAGUAGUGGAGGCGGCGGCAAGAAAUCUGCACCGAAUACAGCAGCGUCGUCUGGUUUGGACGAUAGAGCGCCGCUGUAUCUGUUUGUUGACAAUCUGAAAGCGACCGAGAUUGUCGUGUCCUAUUCGUCUCUCUCGCGAUGGAACGAACCACCGGCGCCACCUAUCAUUGAGAAGGUAUCGCACGACAAGCUCAAGGUCAAGGGCGAGAAGAGCGACCUUGACAAGGAGAUGUCGACCUUGGGGACUGGAAGCGUCAUGGGAGAUGCAGACGAUACUCAAAGUCAUAAAGAUGGUUCAACGAACCGUGAGUUCCCACCAAUCUCGCCUGGGACACUGAUCGCAGAGCCUCACUCCUGGAAGAGUCUGGUCACCGGCCAACCUAUCUUGAGGAUCAGGUCCACUGCAACCCGGGCUGCCGUUCUGAGCCUUCCUGCCGGACGUCAUGUACUCAAGUUCAGCAUGACCUCACCCCUUGGCCAUCACGUCCAUCUCUGCUCAUCAGUACAGUUUGUGUUUGGGGACGAGGAGGCCGUCAUGCCUCAUCUUACCAAGGAAAGUUGUCGGUUUGUUGAUAACGCCACCCAAGUGCUGUCGAACGUCGGUAAAUGUAUCAGUGUAUUCAACGACCAUGCUGCCUUUACGCAGGCCUGGGAGGAACUGCUGAAUUCACACUGUCCGUACAGGAACAAUAAGCUCAUCUCGAAACAUCAACACUUUGCUGUAUUCAAUGAUGCACUGUAUUCAACUCUGAAGAAGUCGCUGACCGAUUCCUUGAAUCCUGAGAUGGCCUAUGCGUGGAAAGUCUUCAAUAACGAUUUGACAACUAGAAACCCGUUAGGCCUGCCUUACGGGAGCAGUCGACCAGAAUCCCAGCCUACUGGGCCCUCCUCUAGCAGUCAUGCUACUGGUGCCACAUCCCAUCGAGGGUCGGCAAAACCUGGCAAAAAACCGGCAGCGAGUGCAUCCACCACUCAACAGGACCUUAAACAACAGCAACAACAACCAGGUGAAGAGAAAGUCGCAGAAAACUGGGUCAACCGCGAGCCGACUGCUGAAGAGCACGUAGCUGCUGUCAAAAUCCAGAAGUGCUACAAGGGCCAUUUUGUCCGUAAGGCGUACAGGUCUCGUCACAGCGGCACGGAAGAGAAUCUCCGGGUUCAAGAGAUCCUGCAACGGGCCUGGGCCAUCAUGGAACCAAACGUCGAGCAAUACGGACUCCAGCUGUUCAGGACGAUGUUCAAGUCAGACCCGGAGAUGAUGUCGUAUUUCCCAUUCCACAAGGACGAGUGGAAUAAGAUCUCGUAUUCCGACUAUAAUGGCGUCUACCCUGAGCAGCCGCCGAACACUUGGUUUGUCGUAUUCAGAGAGAUAUUCUAUGUGACGGAGGAGACAUUAGUCGUACCCAAGUUGUACGUGCCGAUUCCAACGUGCAUGCUACGAGUAAUCAACAAUGACACCAGCGAAGAAAUACCACGGGUUUUCCAGAAAGUUGCUCCUUAUGUUUACAAGAAAAAUAAGCUUGGUUACACGUUUGUCGCCGAAGCACGCACGUCCGAUCUUCCCCUGCCUAACGGGAAGUGGAGGAUGCGUCUGAUAGGAUCUCUCAGCCCACUGCCCGCCCCCCUCAAGAACGACGUGACCAGCUCCUUCCACAUGAGGGAGAUCAGGGAUUACUUUGUGCCGAAUAACAAAAAUGUGAUAUUUAGGUAUUCCGUUAAAGUUCUAGACGACCACUUGGCCAGUCUUCAGGUUACGACGUCCAAAUCGGACGUCUACGUCAAACUCCAGGUCCUGGACAACGAGGAGGAGAUAGCGAGCGCCACGGGCAAAGGUCACGUGGUCAUACCGUCGAGUAUAUUCUGUAAAGAUAUCAAUCUGGAGGAAGACAAGAGAUCGAGUUCAAGAGCUUCUGAACGAGGCCGAGCUGGCGCAUCUACAAGUAGUCAGGGUGUAUCCCCCGGGAGAAAGAAACGAUCGGAUUCUGCCAAAAGUGAGGGAAGAGCAUCGGUUAGUAGUCAUUUAUCCGAGGUCCUCCUGGAGGGCCUAGAAGAGGGCCAGGAGAUCAAGCCGCACAAGUACAUCAUCCAAGCCACGGUGUUACGUAACAGCUGGCCGCUGUCGGAGAGCAGCUGGGCAUUCGUUCAACAGCUGCAACAGCUGGAGAAAGACGAGUUGAAAUUAAAUAACCCCCUGAAGGAGCGUCCAAUCUCUGCCCCGAAGCAAGAGAAGGCCGCCCCCACACCAAAGGGCAAGGGUGGCAAGGGCAAAGAAAAGGGGAAGGAGAGGGACAAGAAGAACUCUGUCCAGGAGGGUUCACGGCCUGCCUCGCAACAGUUUGAUACGUUCAGACCUUACUGGAUUCUGAGAUUUGUCAGUGAUGCUACGGCCGCAGAGGAUGUCGAUGUGAAGAAAGACACCGAGAGAGCAGAUGAGAUCCGCGCCAUGAAGAAGGCGUGGGAAGACGCCGAACCAGGCCGUGCCGCCAAGGCGCUUCAAUCUCGCCUGCAGUACCUCAACAGUCACCUGAUCAAGCUUCAAACAGACGAGGAAGAACCUGCAGAAAAAGUGGACGAAGAACGCCCGUCCGAGAGCGGAGAAAAUUUGGACGUUCUUCCUGCACAGACACCGGUGUCGCCCUUGCCGGCCGAUCCCGAGGCGGAGGCCAUCUUGCUUCAUGAGCCACCACCACCACCUCCACCGAAAGAGAUGCUGCAGCCGGUCGAUUCGACUCCAUUUGAAAAAUCUCUUUACGGAGAAACGCGCUACAAAGAUGAGUUUGAGGUCCAGCGGCAGUUGGAGGCGCAGCAGCAUGAGAUCCAGGAAUACCGUCUGUUCAGGCAGGGUGUCGAGGAAUGGCGGGAAAACGAUCGCAAACUACGCAAUCUCCUCAAGAUACAACAGUUGGAAAUGUGUGAAGAAUUACAGGCUGAACUUGAUAAGAAACGUCACGAAAUCAAUACGCCACGGGAGGCAUUUAGGCAGAAAUAUCUUGAGGCCGAACGGUUAAAAAUGGAGGAAAUCGCAGCCCAAGAAGCCGCUUUAAAAGCCGAGCAGGAAAAGAAUGCGCCAACGCCAAAACGAGGCAAGAGUGCAAAAGGAAAGAAGAGUCCAGCUGGUGGAAAAAAGAAGGGGAAAUAAUGACGCUUUCUUCUUAGGAUUAUUGAUAUACUUUUGUGAUUUUGACACCAAGUGCCAAACUUGUAACUUUUCAGAUGUUUCUGAGUCACUCCUAGUUACUGGGAAUUGAUGUACUGUCCUGUACUUCACUCCUAGUUGCUGGGAAUUGAUGUACAUUGUCCUGUACUUCACUCCUAGUUGCUGGGAAUUGAUGUACAUUGUCCUGUACUUCACUCCUAGUUGCUGUGAAUUGAUGUACAUUGUCCUUUACUUCACUCCGGGGUGCUGUGAAUUGAUGUACAUUGUCCUGUACAUUGUCUGGUGACAAUGUACUUAGUCAUGACUCAAAAGUUGAAUUUCGAGUUUGACCAGUUUGGCCUAGCUAAAUCAAGCCUGUAUUGUGAUCGAGGUACGACUUAUGUUUACAAACUAUAAAAUGUAGUUGUUAUUUAUAAUUUUUUUCAAUUACCAUUCCUUUUUAAUUUAUUUGAGUUUUUUUCAUAUUUUUUCCACGAGAGUCAUUUUGGAAACAUUAAUGUAUUAGCCAUUCAAUCCUUUAAUUAACUGUAGGCUCGAGUGCAUUCCUGUAAUUAGAAUUUUUAUAACAAAAAAGUUAUAUUUUUGUAUGUAAACCGUAUGGUUUCAAGGAGCUGUGAUUCAUAACAUGUAUUGUAUUAUAAUUUGUAAAAAUUUUAUAAUUAAUAAUACAAUGUCACGUGAUGUGUAAAUAAAAAAACAAAUAAAUAGUCACAUGUAAUAAAUAAUUGUGUGCAAAGGUCAAAUUGUUUGUAUAUUUGGGGGAGAAAAAUUCCCAGCUGAAAAAGACAAUGGUGAUGGUUUCACUAAGAUUUCGGUCGGCCAUUUUGAUCUUCCUGAAAUACACAACAAUUGGCCCCUUGUAUAUUUUGUACAAUAUGUACAUAACUUUGUACUGUUUGGUUUUGUAGUGCGGUUUUUGUGGGAAGUCAAGUUUGCCUUAAACCUGUGGUCAAGUACUUAUUUUUCCGUAUGACUUGUGGUGUUGUCGUGAAAAUUGUCCAAAUAGAAACCUCAAAAUACACCAAUUACAUCCAAAUUAAUUAUUUCGACAUUUCGUCGAGUUGCCUUCAUCUCUCUACUGUCUCAUUGGGGCAAAGGGGAAAUUGUCACUGAGUCUGUCAAGUGUUGAACUAUUGUUUUAAUAAACCUGAUGCAUUAUUUUGGACCAAAUUGUCCAGGCCAAAAGGGCUGAGCUGUCAUUAGUUGAAACAUCUUUCUAAAUUGGUUGGGCCUGUCGUAGAGCCUCUAGUACAAAAUGGCAAUGCCUAUCAUUAUUUUUUGUUUGGUGACUGAAUACGUCCUUACGUUACACAUUGCUAGAAUUCACAUUUUCAACAUUUUCAUAUCAGCGGUUUUCUCUCUCUGAAGUAUCAUAUAGCAGACAUCAAACAAUGUCCACAGAAAAACCUACGAUAUCAUUCGCUCUGGUUUUAUAUUCAACUGGCUGAGAACCAAUUCACUGGCAUAUUUUUUAGUCGAGCUGUUUCUCGUACAUUCUGAAAUAUCGAAGAACGCAACGUCGAACAUAUCCAAAGAAAAACCUACAAUAAUUAUCAUUCGUUCUGUUGUUACAUAAACAUUCCAUCAGUUUAGAACCAGUUUUCUGAAAUAUUUUUCAGUUCUUUCCUCAUGCAUUCCACAAAUAACGAAUCAGAAAAAAAAUCCUCCCACCUUGUCCAAACAAACCUACAAUAACUUAUCAUCUGUCUGCGUACGAAACAUUCCAUCAGCUUCACUCAAGGAUUUUGUAGUCCAUGUGUUUUCGUUCCUAAGAAAAAAUAUUUCGGGGUAUAUAACACGUCCUAGAUAAAACUAGAUACCAGGUAUAUGAAAAUUUACAUUCCAACAUUAAAAAUGUAAUACUUUACAUCUCAUGUUUGUAAUAAAAUCCCUUUAGGUGACGAAGCGUGUACCUUUUCAAGACCCAUAUGAGCAACACAGCCAACAGCUGAUGACGUCAUGUCAAGUCAAGUCUAUGACCAUGACUUGCACUGUCGCAGUAAUGAACUCAAAGCAGUGAACCAGGCUAGUUUUUCUGUCAUCGUUCCAACUUGUUGGUUGUCUUUAGCUCAGCUUGUUGUGUGCUUGACCCAUAUAUUUCCACUGAGCCCCAAGCCCUUUGGCGUCUUGUUCUGGUCUAAAACCGACCUGAGUCAUCCUGGAAAGGUUCAUGAAAGACUGCGCCUUCUAGCGGAUUUGAUAGCAACUACCUCAUUAGACCUCAAGGUGUAUUGCGUUCGCAAAAACCUGUUUCUAUCACCUGUCCUGGUGUUCAACAAUCCAUAAUGUAAAGUUGACUGAAGUAGAAUUUCCAGUCCAAAAACUUGUGCAUUCCUUGUGAUAAAUCCAUCUAGAAAUGCUUUGUUUGGGUUUCCAUCGAUAAAUUAAGCAGACGACAUUCCUGAACCAUACCACAAAUAGGACUUUUGACACUAGUUUUGUUACAUUUUUUUCUCCAUUGAAAAACUGUAGUCCAGCAAUGUUGAUAUUUUGACCUUGAGGAAUGGGGGCUAUUCUAAUAAUGAAAGGUUUCAGGCACAGUAACACAGUCAAGGGUUUCCAAAAGAUUAGUGUUACCCUAAUAUAAGUGUUCCCUAAAGUUAGUGUUGUCAAUAAUGGCUUAAGAUUGGUGUUUUGCCUUGGUACCAUUAUUCUACACACAGAAGUCAGUAUUUCUACCAAAGACCAAGUGAUGUCAAACUGAGCCUGGCCGAUAAAAUUUCCAGAAUAACCCUCAAUCCUCCAAUAUAAAAGAUGACACCAAGUAUACCACAACUGCCUGCAGUGUAUUAUAUGUAAAGGAGCUUUAGAGCAGUGUUUCUUUUGGCCAUUUUUUCUCAGUUUUUUUUCUAAAGAGUUUUAGGGCAUAAAUAUAUCGGCAGAAUUAUUGCGAUAGGGUAUUCAGUAACCAAUCUUUGUUAAGUGUAGACGUUCCCGACGAUGUUGUAGACAUCGGUGGGACACCUGACCCUUAUUUCUCCGUCCCUGGUGAAACGGUCAGUCGGUAUGGCCAAAACUCCGUCCUCAACAAUACCCGGGCGCCUGAAAAUCUCGUCGCUGCGGACAUUCCAGCCCUUAUUUUUCCGUCCCUGUGUAAAGCAAGGAAAAUAAUUAAACCAAAACAAGGCCCUUUGUUUCCGUCCCCGUGUACACUCCAUAUUCCUGUAAACUGCAACAUUUUUGCAGGUGUUUCAUUUUGGCAAAAAAAAAAAAUUUGCACAACAAAUUUUUGCAAAACAAAUUUUUUGUUGUGGAAAAACCAAAGAGAUUUCAUCAUAAUACCCAAAAAUAAAAAUCGUGAAAUUUUUUUUUCUUUCAGAAAUGUUCUCAAAUCAAAAAAAAAGAAACCGAUCAUUUUGCAGUUUACAGUAACUAGUUCGACUUGUCAAUUUCUUGGUCCGCGUGGCUGUCGCUUAGGCCAACCCUUGAACAGGUUGUAUCAUCAAAAUAAGAAUGCCGGGGGAAAUUUGAAUUGAUAUGAGAAAUUUCAUUGAAAUUAUCAAAUUUUCUUCUCCAUUUAAAAAAAAAAAGUGUAUUAUUAUUGGAGUAGAUGAUAGAACUGAAUCCGUCCAUUGAGGGUUAACAAUUUCUCUUUUAGGUUUCUUUGCCUUUAUCCAAAUUUGUGAAAACAUUUUGCCAGGAAAGGAAACAUUCCUAAGCAUCAACAAGGCCAAUAGUCCGGGAGCCAUGGGGUUGAACGUGGAAAUGCCGGAUGAAGUUUUU